UAUUUUUAGCUUAUAAGAGACAUUAUAUCUCCAUUCCUAGUACCUAAUGUACGGUGCCUAAUCCUAAGGAUCCAUCCUCUUCCUCACGAUGGGGGCGGAGUGGUAAGCAGACUGCGCCUCGUACCAUUGGCAUUACAUAUUAAGCCCAAGAUCCCCUCCCAAUACCGUCUUACGGUUGGACACGAAGUAAUUUCUUCGACAUUCCCGCCCUUUAAAUUCGGUAAAAAAGGAAAGAAAAAAAAGAUAUAUACUACACGCCACCAUGCAGCUAUUCAUCAUCGUCGCGAUAUUUCUAGGUCUUGUCUACGGUGCCGUGGUCGACAUAGUCGGAGGCUGCAACGUGGCCACCAACGUAUGCUAUGCAAACGUAGACAAUUCGGAGCAAGCAUCUUGUUCGUCCAAAGCACCCUGCACUGAUAACGCGAAAGCUUGCACGAUACAGAUUGUUGCGCCUAUAGGCUUCCCAGAACGAGGAAAGGCAACAUGUUCAUAGCGGGAUGCUACGUAUGAACUUAUUUCUUGGUUACAAAAUGAAAAAGCGUUGAUUAAA
Molecule: messenger RNA, 550 nt
Organism: Annulohypoxylon maeteangense
Lineage: Eukaryota; Fungi; Ascomycota; Sordariomycetes; Xylariales; Hypoxylaceae
Exons: 3
Coding region: 263-493 (76 amino acids)
Source: RefSeq, a predicted model, not a curated record